This is a messenger RNA of Pochonia chlamydosporia 170, 768 nucleotides long. RefSeq lists its product as hypothetical. The record is from RefSeq and is a predicted model, not a curated record. The transcript has a single exon. Lineage: Eukaryota; Fungi; Ascomycota; Sordariomycetes; Hypocreales; Clavicipitaceae. Bases 1 to 768 code for a protein of 255 amino acids.
AUGCCGUGCUGCAUUGCCACAUUGCAGUACCUGGGGUGCAAGCACUGCAACCUUUUCAAGCUUUGCUGCACGACCAGGAGCUGCAAUGCCCAGUCACUUUGCCCACCACAGUUCCAGCACGUCCUUGUAUCGGCCAAAUACAAAUGGUCUUGCCGAGGCUGUGUCGACGAUCAUUUCGCUCUGGACGACGACGACCGCUUCGAGAGCUGGGGGGCACAAUAUCGACAGAUUGACCAAGAUGCCAGCGUGACAGAGGAGAUGAGGAUGAUCAAGAGAGAGACCCUGGAAGAGAAACAACAUUUCUGGGAAUCUCGGCUGACGGCACGUCGAGAACGUCAGAUGCUGGAGCUUGAGCUGAUAGAAAGCUGGGUGAGGACGUAUGCAUGGGCGGUUCUUGAAAUGCUAUAUGGACGACGACAGCAGCAACAAUUCGCUGAUGCUGCCUUCGAACAUGAUCCGAUGGAAGGGGUGGAGGAAGAGCGUAGUGGAGAGGACAGGAACGGGCACGAGAACGAGUCGGCAGAGCAGACGCAGGCGGUCCCAGAGCCUGGCCUUGUUGAGGCCUCACCGUCACUCAGCAGUUUAAUCGAGAUGAGGCAUCCUGAUGUGAUUAGUGUCCGAGACGCUUCUCGAACUGCCCAGUGGUUGCGGGCCAGUGUAGGGCUCGAAAGCCAAGCGGUUCCUAGUCCGACAUCAUUGGCUGCCCCCCAACCUGCAAUCAUGCCGACUGGUUCCAGGGAGCCCAAUGUGGGAAACCCGAGGCUCUGA